CUUUUGUGAUAACCAAACUCUGGUUUUUCUAUAGCUCUCAUAAUGAUUGACUGAGUUAUUCACAGAGCUUCUAAAUUUAUAUAAUUAUACAUUCUUGAUAUAGUAUGUGGGAUAUGUCACAUUGGCACCACCAAUUGUUUAGGCUAUUAAUUGGUUUUAGGGAGAUAAAUCCAUGGAAUUGUAGGAGCUGCCCCAUCUUUAUAAAAUGCAAAAGAAAUUGGUAUUUGGUUUCUAAGAAAGUGCAGGAAAAUAUAUAAACGGCCCAGUUCGAGAGAAAGGUAUUUGGUUUAUUGAUAGUAUGUAAAGUUUAUAUAUCUCUACGGUAUAUCAGAUACGAGCUUAUGCAAAUUUGUGAUUAAAGCUUAAAUUUUUGUAACUUGGACAGGGAUUAAAUCUUAGAUCGUGCUCUAGGACCUAAGGAGAAAAAAAGGUUGUGAAGUUUGAUCAUGAUUAAGGUGACAUUGGCAUUCUUUAAUAGAAUAAGGACUUUGCUUAAUUUAUAGUAAUGGGUGAUAGAUAAUAGGAAGUUACUAUAAAAGCUUACAUUCAUCUCAAUGUUCCCAAUAUUAAUUAAUUGAGAGCUCCUCCUUUUUGCAUCAAUGGGGGACCCUGAAAAUGAAAUUUCAAUAUGACAAUGUGAUCAGAGAAUUAAAAAUGUCAAUUUGACAAAGAAAAGGAAGGAAAAUGAACAGGUUCUUGCCGUAUAGGUAUCUUUUGUACUUUGUGUUAACUGACAAUUCAUUUACAGAUAUGUAAACCAUCACCAUUAGUAAAUGAUAAACUGUAGUAUUUGUGAAUCUUCUCUCUUUCCCUGUUUUCUAUAUAUAUCUUCAAGAGCUUCUUCUUGGUUUCUACUUCUAGCUAGUAGCUCUCUGAUAAAUCCCAAAGCUUUCAACCAUUUCAAUUUUCUAGGCAAAGUAGCCAUGAACAAGUUCAAGAAGUCUCAGGUUCUGAUACUGUCUCUAGUAGCAGCACUUCUUUUCAUUGCACCACUUCUAUCUUCAUCCUUGAGGCCUACUUAUCUCUACUUUGUCCUCAAUCUGCUUAUCAUAGCACUAGGGGCCGAAGCCGGGCUGCUCUCAGUGUUUUCCAGGCCUGCUUAUGUUGCAGCAAGACCAGUGACAACCCAAGAAACUAAGGCUGUUGAAAGUAGUAAGGAUGAUCAAAAACAGGUUGCUCCUGCAGGCAAUGAGAAGAAGGCUAAGGUUGUUGAGAAAUCUGCCUCUGAGAAGAUUGUUGGGACUGUCAAGGUGGAUAAAGUGAAGAAGUGUCCUUCCACCCCAAGCCUUUUCUUUAUAGGAAGUGGGGAGGCUGAAGCAGAAGCUGUUGAUGAGGAGCAUGAGGAGGAAGAAGAAGAGGUUGGAGGGCUUAGUGGGCCAGAGUUGUUUGCCAAAGCUGAGACUUUCAUAGGCAACUUCUACAAGCAGUUGAAGAUACAGAGGGAAGAGUCUUGGAAGAGGAUUCAUGGAUUUUAUCAGAAAGCCUUUUGAGUGCGUUUACUCCUCAUCAUAUCAUAUCUACCAUCAGUCUAGGAUCAUUGGUUUGGGGAUAAUUACAUGUGAUUGGUCUGCAUGGGGGAACUAAAUUGAGCCGAUUUCCACAGUUCUUCCUUGUAUUGGGUCUGUACAGAACAUGCAUGUUUUCUCUCAUUUUCCUGCUUGCCAAGCAGGAAAUUAGUCACCUUAGGCACUUCACACCAUGUUUUACCUUGAGAUGUCAUGAAACAAACAAAAGUUACACAUAGCUGCGGGUUGUACACAUACUAAAUUUUCUGUAUGAAUAUAGAUAUAAUUUAUGGAUUUUGCACCA
Messenger RNA from Theobroma umbraticum, 1809 nucleotides. The record is from RefSeq and is a predicted model, not a curated record. Lineage: Eukaryota; Viridiplantae; Streptophyta; Magnoliopsida; Malvales; Malvaceae.